AUGGCCGAGGUUCAGGUCAGUGGGCAGCCCGGCCACUGCACACUGACAGCACAGGCUGGGAUUGACUCCCUGCAGGCUGCCCUGGACGCGGCCUCAGCCAAUGCCACGCCCGAGUUUGAAGGCCGGGGAGGUGAUGACCUUGGCACGGAGAUCGCAAACACGCUGCACCGGAUCUUCAACAACGAGAGCAGCGUCGACCUGCGGUCCCUCUGCGUCAGCCCGCGGGAGCACUGCUGGGUCCUCUACGUGGACGUGCUGCUGCUGGAAUGCGGUGGGAACCUGUUUGAUGCCAUCUCCAUCGCUGUCAAGGCCGCCCUCUUCAAUACCCGGAUACCAAAGGUUCGUGUCUUGGAGGAUGAAGAGGGGUCCAAGGACAUUGAGCUGUUCGACGACCCGUAUGACUGCCUCCGGCUGAGUGUGGAGAACGUCCCCUGCAUCGUCACCCUGUGCAAGAUCGGCUGUCGGCACGUGGUGGAUGCCACACUGCAGGAGGAGGCCUGCUCCCUGGCCAGUUUGCUGGUGUCGGUGACCAGCAAGGGGGUCGUGACGUGCAUGAGGAAAGUAGGGAAGGGCAGCCUGGACCCCGAGAGCAUCUUUGAGAUGAUGGAGACCAGCAAGCGCGUGGGCAAGGGUCUGCACUCCGCCCUGCAUGCCGUGCUGCACCAGGAGGAGGGCCUGGGCCCGCAGCGCCAGAAGGUGGGCUUCCUGGGCUGACUGCAGCGCCUGCGCAGCGAGGAGCGAGCCUCGCUUCUGUCUGCCCUCACGGUUGUACGUGGGAGAUUAAAGUCUAUUUUCUGGC
Molecule: messenger RNA, 799 nt
Organism: Echinops telfairi (small Madagascar hedgehog)
Lineage: Eukaryota; Metazoa; Chordata; Mammalia; Afrosoricida; Tenrecidae
Gene: EXOSC7
Product: exosome component 7
Exons: 6
Coding region: 1-714 (237 amino acids)
Biological process (GO): TRAMP-dependent tRNA surveillance pathway; nuclear polyadenylation-dependent rRNA catabolic process; U1 snRNA 3'-end processing
Cellular component (GO): nuclear exosome (RNase complex); cytoplasmic exosome (RNase complex)
Source: RefSeq, a predicted model, not a curated record